Molecule: messenger RNA, 480 nt
Organism: Diachasmimorpha longicaudata
Lineage: Eukaryota; Metazoa; Arthropoda; Insecta; Hymenoptera; Braconidae
Product: sulfotransferase 4A1-like
Exons: 4
Biological process (GO): sulfation
Cellular component (GO): cytoplasm
Molecular function (GO): sulfotransferase activity
Source: RefSeq, a predicted model, not a curated record
AUGUCAAUCGCAGUGACGACAGUUAAUGCACUGUAUGAUGCAUUGUCAUUAAGAUUUACUAAUCAGCGAUAUUUGUUGUUGUUGUUUGAUGCUGCAAUCUCACUCGACUUCUGCACGUGCCCAUCGAGGACUCAGAUGUCCUGGUCGACGGGAGAGACCAUGGUACUGGGUAUUCUAGUGGUGGGGAGCCUGAUAAUGAGUGGGGAUUUAGGUAGAAUCAUCUACGUGGUCAGGAACCCCAAGAAGAUUGCAGUCUCCUGAUACCACUUGAAUCGAGUGAUGAAGCCUCAAGGGUAGACCGGAGCCUUCGACGAAUUCUGCGAUUAGUUCGAGGACAAGUUGCUGAGAAGUGCUUACUGGGAGCACCUGAAGGAGACAUGGGCCCUCCGCCACCACCCGAAUCUCCUCUUCAUGUUCUACGAGGAGAUGCAGCAGGAUCUGAUCGAAUGCUUCCAGAAAGUCUCAAAAUUUUUGGGAUAA